AUGGCUUCCAACGAUGCCGAGUCGUCGCUGGAGUCUGCCGCUGCUACUGCCACGGCAGCCAUGAAAGCCAGCGAGCAAGAAAAAACCUCGAACGCCGUGCUCGAGGACGAAAGUUUGAUCAACAAUCUGGUGGAGAGCUUGGAUAAGCCGGACGACACUGAUGCUUCCAUCAAGGCUGAAGAGUCUCUGGUGGAUCCGUCCUUGUCGCGGUCGCCGCUUGAUCAGGUCCUGCUAGGGCAGAAGUUUAUUUUGCUGGGAAAUGGUGCGGCCAAUGAGGAUGUUCGCCACGUGAUUGAGGAACUGGGAGGAAGUGUGGUGAGCGGUGAAAACAGCCAGGGAAUAUAUCUUGCUCGGUCUGCGUCGGACGUGAGUCCCAACGUCAACGUUCCGGUGUACUCGUUCAACUUUGUUUAUACGGCGCAAAGAGACCACGUUCUGCCGGACCUGAACGAUUUCAAGCUCCGCCGUCCGCCCCAGCUACCGCAGAACCUCAACAUCAACAUUGGCGAGUUGGCAAAGACGGGGCUCAAGGAAGACGAGUCUGUUGAGAGCGCGUUAUCAAUGAGCGCUGAGCCCCAGAAGAAACGGUCGAUGAAAUUCACAGAGCUGGAGGAUGCUUGUAUUUUGGAUUUGAUCAGACGAAACCCGAACCUGCGGUCGACGCACAGCUUUUUCGCCAAAAUUGCCCAGCUGCCCGUGUUAAGCGGCCACACAGGCAACUCGAUCCGGUUCAGGUUUCGCAAAAUCCUGGCAGAUAAGCUCGACUACGUGUACCAGGUGGAUCCGCAAACGAACAAGCUGAUUUUGGACCCGGUGACAAACGAGCCUAUCAAGAUCAAGGACCUUCCAAGUCUGCUGAAGUCGCAAUACACCGCCGAAGAGGACUACGAGCUGUGCAAGCACAUUUUGCAUUUCAAGGAAAACAUGUCGCAAUACGCCAAGAAACGGAAGCUGGACGGCAACAGCAUUCCGGAGUCGGUUUUCACCGAGCUGGUGGCCAAGUUCCCGAGACACAGCGCGAUGUCGUGGAGAGACCGAUACCGGAAGUUCGCCUCGAAGUACGGUCUGGAGGAGUAUAUGAAGUACUACGAGGACUGUUUGGCGAAGAACAUCACCCCGCAGCCAAUGAAGAACUUGAGUUCGAGAGCAAAGGAUUCCAAGGACGUGAAGAGAAUGAAGCUGGACGACAAAAACGACAUGGUUCCUAGUCUGGACAGAAUCGAGGCAUUGGCGCGCGUUUCUGUAGAGCGCAAGGAAACCGAGGAGAACGCUGCAAAGAAGGGAUAUAGCCCGGAGGCCAAGAGCGAAAAAGACAAACGCCUGGACGACGGGGCUGCUUCCGCCAAUCUCUUUGAAGACGCGAACGAGGACGAGAUCAAGGCUCUGAACGACGAUCUGAGCAAGUUCGACGCGCUGCCUUCCAUUGAGACCGAGGGCAACUUCUCCUUCGAGGAGCUCAAGAAGGAGGACCCGGAGCCGCUGAAAAACAAGUCCCUGAUCAACGUCGAGGAGACCUGUGCGCAGAUCGAACAGAUAUUUGGUAGCUUUGGCUCUUCCAUCACCACCUCUUUUGAGCUGUUCAAAGUGAUGAACGAGAAAGUUGGUCUGUCGAUGGGCUGGCUGACGUACUGGUUUGAUUGCUCGUGCGGCCACCUGAAUCUGUUCAUGGCGGCCAUUCUCAACUAUAUCCGGAACGACGAGCUGAUACUGAGCAAUUAUCCCGGAUUUUGGACCUCUGAGCACGACCGCAUGCUCAAGGAGGAAGACAAAAUUCCAGAUUUGAUCAAGUUGCACGGUGUGGAGUCGGUCACGAAACGGCGAGAGGCACUGUACGGCGAAUAG
Molecule: messenger RNA, 1842 nt
Organism: Ogataea angusta
Lineage: Eukaryota; Fungi; Ascomycota; Pichiomycetes; Pichiales; Pichiaceae
Exons: 1
Coding region: 1-1842 (613 amino acids)
Biological process (GO): telomere maintenance via telomere lengthening; regulation of DNA-templated transcription
Cellular component (GO): shelterin complex
Molecular function (GO): telomeric repeat DNA binding
Source: RefSeq, a predicted model, not a curated record